AUGCUGAGACAAAUAAAACCACGCAACGCCCGCUCCAAGCGCGCGCUCGAGAAAAAGGCCCCCAAGGCCAUCGAGAACCCAAAGACGUGCCUCUUCCUGCGCGGCACCUCGUGCUCGCAGAUUGUGCAGGAUGCCAUCACCGACCUGUACCAGCUGCGCGUCCCCCUCGCCAAGAAGUUCACCAAGAAGAACGCCAUCCACCCGUUCGAGGACCCUUCGUCGCUCGAGUUCUUCUCGGAAAAGAAUGACGCCUCGCUCAUGGUCUUUGGCAGCAGCUCCAAGAAGCGCCCGCACACCCUGACCAUGGUCCGCCUGUUUGGCCACAAGACGCUCGACAUGCUCGAGCUGCACCUCGACCCCGAGAGCCACCGCAAGAUUGACCAGUUCAAGGGCCGCAAGUUCGCCGUCGGUCUGCGCCCCAUGAUUCACUUUGCCGGUACCGCCUUUGACAGCCCCGUCACCAACGAGUACACCCUGGCCAAGAGCUUCUUCCUCGACUUUUUCAAGGGCGAAGGGUCCGACAAGAUUGACGUCGAGGGUCUGCAGUACAUGGUGUCCAUCUCGGCCGAGGAGCCCGUCGGCGAGAACGACAAGCCCGUCAUCCACCUCAGAGUCUACCUCAUCUCGACCAAGCGCAGCGGCCAAAAGAUGCCCCGAGUCGAGGUCGAGGAGAUGGGCCCCCGUAUGGAUUUCAGAGUGGGCAGAGUGCAGGAAGCCGAGGAGGCCAUGUGGAAGGAGGCCAUGAAGAAGGCCAAGACCAACGAGGAGAGGACCAAGAAGAACGUGUCGACCGACUCCAUGGGUGACAAGCUCGGCAGAAUACACUUGGGCAGACAAGAUCUCGGCGAGCUGCAGACAAGAAAGAUGAAGGGUCUCAAGAGAUCCAGGGAUAUGGAAGACGAGCAAGCUGGUGGAGACGAUGAUGAUGAGGCGCCCAAGAGCAAGAAAUAA
Pestalotiopsis fici W106-1 is the source of this 951-nucleotide messenger RNA. RefSeq lists its product as uncharacterized. The coding region runs from base 1 to 951 and encodes 316 amino acids. Gene Ontology annotation, biological process: maturation of LSU-rRNA from tricistronic rRNA transcript (SSU-rRNA, 5.8S rRNA, LSU-rRNA); ribosomal large subunit assembly. Gene Ontology annotation, molecular function: rRNA binding. Gene Ontology annotation, cellular component: nucleolus. The record is from RefSeq and is a predicted model, not a curated record. Lineage: Eukaryota; Fungi; Ascomycota; Sordariomycetes; Amphisphaeriales; Sporocadaceae. The transcript has 2 exons.